Messenger RNA from Heterocephalus glaber (naked mole-rat), 4405 nucleotides. It is a transcript of the gene Parm1, whose product is annotated as prostate androgen-regulated mucin-like protein 1. Lineage: Eukaryota; Metazoa; Chordata; Mammalia; Rodentia; Bathyergidae. Gene Ontology annotation, cellular component: late endosome; early endosome; Golgi apparatus. The record is from RefSeq and is a predicted model, not a curated record.
GGCGGCUCCAGCUCAGCUUUGGGGAUGAAGCAGGAGAGCGCCGGGGGCGGGAGCACACGCUGCUGACUGCGCCAGCCGCGCCGUGUCCUCCGCACCUCGCCGCCUGCAGCCCGCGUCGCCCGCCGGCUCCAGGACCAUGGGCGGCCGGGCACUCGUCGUCCUGUGCUUCCUCUUGGCAGGACUGAGGGCACAGAGCGGGCCAACCUUACCUGUUUCUCUUCCGGCCAAAGCCACCUCCCUGGCUGCCCUCGGGACCAGCUCUGCAUCAAGCCCUGCUGUUCCCACAAUGUCCCUGGCCAGCAGCACUCAGGAUGCCUUGGGACUCCCUGUCACCACAGCGGCCACACUGACACUGCUCCCCAAGAACACUUCCUCUGAGCCCACCCAAGAGGCAAUCGUCAGCCCAGAUCCCAGCCAGCAGCACACUGACCCUGACACCUCACUCCCUGGGUUCUCCUCAACAGCUGGUGGGGUCUCCUCAGCCCUCACACCAGAGGAACACAGCUUGGGUGGUCCCGGGGCCAGCAUGCCAGCCACAGGGUGGCAGUCCCCCACACCCCUAUCCCAGCAAGAUGUAGCCUCUUCCCCGUCAAACCUGUCAACUGCACCACUUCCAGCUCCUUCUGCCCCGGCCCCUUCCAACCACAGCUCCCAGGUGCCCAGCACACAGCCACCGAGGGCUCCCACCGCACCAGCAGAGGAGCCCAGCUUCGGCCAUACAGCCACCACCCAUGCCACAGUGGAGCCGGGGCCCAAGGAGAACACAGCCCAGGAUGCUCAGCCUGGCAAAGCCAUCUGUGGGCCGGAGACCACCACCCCAUUCCUGAUCAUGCAAGAGGUGGGGCACGCACUGAGCUCAGGCAGCGUCGCCGCCAUCACAGUGACAGUCAUCGCCAUGGUGGUGCUGGUGUUUGGCGUCGCGGCAUAUUUAAAGAUCAGGCACUCCUCCUAUGGAAGGCUCUUGGAUGACCAUGACUACGGGUCCUGGGGAAACUACAACAACCCUCUGUAUGAUGACUCCUAACAGUGGAAGGUGGCCCAGUGUGAGGAGGAACUGCUCUUUAUUUAUAAGUGCUUACUCAGUAGAAUUAAUAUCAAGUACCUGAUGUGCAUCGAACGACAAUCUUAAGGCCUGUUUCUUUGGUAUGGUUGUUAUCGUUUUCCUCUCUCUCCUCUGGAGGCCACAACAUCCCCUUUUUGGUAUGUCAGAAUCCUGAUUUCCAGGUGAGUGGUGCUGGGUGGCCACUAAAGGGGUGAGACCUCUGUGGCAGAGGCUCUGGCACCCGUCCUGGACCCACUGUGACAAGGACUGGGGAGAAGGUUUGGGGUUUGGAGGGAUUAAGUACUUUUAGGGGAACUUUUUGGUUAUUUCUUAAACUUCUGUAUAGGAAAUUACAUUAAGGUCAACAGAGAGCAAGGAAAUAAGUCCUGGGCAGCUCUCCCCCUGCAGUGAGGAGGCAGAGGUUGCUCAGAUUCCCUUGUAAUCUGUUUACAAGGUUGUGUCUGACAGGAGCCUGCCCAGCCCUAGAGCCCACAGCUGCUUAUUAGCUGCCUAAUUAGUGCCAUGAACGUGGGCCCUGGGAGGGGGCAGCAGGACAGGGCAGAGCAGCAGGUGGCUGUCUGAUGUCCACCUGUCUCUACCUGUUCUCCCUCCCAGACCUCUCAAAUGCAAAUGGGGAGCCCCUGGGCUUCCUGUGAGGGGAUGCACUUAGUGACCUGAGAAGGGAGAGGUGUGGAGGAAAAGAGAUGAAGCACCUGAGUUCCUGCUGGGGAGCAGAUCCACUGCCUGGAGGAGCCCAACCCUUGCUUUACACCCAUAAAGCAGCUGGUUCACUGCCUUAUUGCCUAUUGAGGGACUGUUGUAAGCUGUUUUAAAAAAUAAAAAAGAGGCACUAGUUUAUCUGCAUUUCCGCAGGAAACAAGCACCAUGAACAGUCCGUUUACUCAUUCUCCCCUUUAAAAAGUGAACACCCUGGGGAGCUGGCACUAAAAUCUUGCACAACAAAUAUUGAAAACUCACUGUCACCCUUGAAAGCAUCCAUUUAUUCCAGCCAUUCUCAAUGAAGAGGUGAUUUUGCCACCCCACCCUAGGACAUCUAAAAACAUUUGGUGGGAUAUUUGAUGGCCUCGAGAUGGGGUUCCACCCUGGGUAGAGGCCUGGACUCUGCUAAACAUCCCACUGUGCCUGCGACGUCUGGUACCAGGAAUUACCCAGCCAAAGCCUUAAAAGUGCUAAGACUGAGAACCCUGGUUCAUUGCAGUGCCCGUGACAGAACAAGACAAUCUUGGAUUUGUCACCACUUUUAUUUUUAACAAAAUGAAGGGAUGUGUCAAGUUUCUGUCUUAGUUUUCUGGGUGAUGGGUUGUUUCUUGGCAUGCAUGGCUGCCCCUCUCGCUUAGGUGUUUCUGACUUUAUUUCAGGGCUCCACCUCUGUCCUUCUCUAUCCUCUGGUGUUACUGUCAUCUCACAUCCUGAUUUCAUAGAGUAGAAAACACAUUUUAAAGAGUGCCGUGUCCUACGAUGUCACAAAGAACAUGGCACUGCAUCAGUAGAGAUGUCAACAGUAUAGAUGCCUUGCCCUGUGGCUCUGUUUUGGAAACAAACAGGAGCAGCACCUGUGUUCCGCCUUCUGAUAUUCCUAAGCCCCUUGGGUCCAGAGGGAGUUCGCCAGAGGUUCCCACAGCCAAAGAGGGGAAGGAAGAAGGAGCUGGUGGGAAUUAGGAUGUCUCUAAAUUCAAUUCAGUGUGGGUCAUCCCAGAAACAAAGCGUUCCAGGUGCCUCCUGGCUGUGCUGGCCUUGAAGAACUGUCCCACCCCUGUCCCACCCCCUCCACAGGGCUUUCUGUCCGGCAAAGAACAAAUCAAUAAAGACAAGACCUUCCAUAAGACUGUGUCCUCCUCACUCAGCCCUAAACAUCUGGACACAAUGUCCGGGAAACACCUUUGGAGAAGGGCACAUCCGGACACUGCCCCUGUCCUCUGUCCUGGGUCACAGGGACAGCCUCUCCCAAGACCUCUGGCCUGUUGAGAGCUACAGAGUGGCAAGUGCCUUUGCUUACCAAAGGCUGCUAGCCAUAGAGACAGCACAGGGCUGGUUUGUUGGUCUAAUUCACUUCCAAGCCUGGUGGCAAUGAGAGGGGUCUGGGCCUCGCUGCAGUGCUCAGCAAGGUGAAAGCUUCCCAUGAAAAUUCAGACAUGCUUGUUGUAUUGGUUAGUAUUAAAUACUUACAGUGCAGCCUUAUUUUGCCAAAGGUAUUUUUUCAGCUUUGGAAUUGGCCAUUGAAUUUUAGUAAGUGUAUUGUACAAAAGUUACUCAAAACACACACGUGUGCAAGCACACACUCACACACACCCCUGAAAUAGAUACUGACAACUGACAUCCUUCCCGUCAAGGAGAACCUAUCCCAUCCACCCGAGGGAAGCUUCGAUGCCUUUGACAGCCAAGCCCACCAGGGCAGGACCCGUCCCCUCUGCAAAGAGGGUGUUAGCAUGGGAAGGAAGUAAGCAGCCUCCUCUCCAUCCAUCGCGCCUGAGCACAGAGCACAAGUCAGCUGUGAGUUCUUUCCCCAGAGCCCUGCAGAGGUGUCCUGCCCUCCACCUGUAUCUGUCAUCUUGAGGAAGGCAAUGCUGUCACACUGGCCUUGCUCCUUCCUACCUCACAGAGGUGCCGUGAGGACUCAUGGAAUCAUGUCUACAGUGUUUCCAGUUUCUGGAGAGACGUAUUUAUAGACUUUAAAUAUUGCAAUGGUAUAUAAGUGAUCUCAGUUUCUUGUUUGCUGUGAUACUUAGGUGUUGUCUUUCCUUAUUCUAUAAAAUUUCAGUUGUGUCCCAGCCACAUCAGAUAGCUGUGAUUGCUCAGAACUGCCCAAGCAAAGCGGACUAGUGGUGGAGUUCACUGUGCCUGGGGUCCCAGAGGGUGGUGUCCAUCUCCUGAUGAAAGAACAGAGGACAAAUUGGGACACAAUUGGCCUUCAACACCCUGAGGUCUCUGGAUUCCUUGUGUAGGUGACUGUGGUCUGAUGUCACCAGUUUGCCCUUCAUCUUGCUUGCAAGGGUGCAUGGUUCCUUCCCUUGCAUCUGGGAAAUGAAUUUUGCUAUUGGGUCAGAUGCUAAUUUGCACGUUGAUUCACCUUCUUUGCCUUUAACCUUUUGUAGGGCAAAUGAAUGUACUAUUUCAGCUUGGGUAUAAAAAGCACUAGAAGAUACUGGUAAUAAUGCUAAGCAAGAAUUCACUGCCAGGUUUCUUUCUUAGGGGAAGUUAGCUGACAUCAUGGAAAGAGGGAGAAAGACAGGCAACUUCUUGGAUAUGUGAUAUCAUUGUUUCUGUCAUUGUUGUAAGACCUGUUACAUACCAGCUAUAAUUGUACCAAUUAAAGUUGUUAAAAGCUGUGUCUGGCUAUCAUGA